AUGGCGCCCUCAAGGCCAUUAGGAGUUAUAUCUCCCGAAAAUCAAUCCGGCUUGAUCCUCAUUCUGACCUCAUUGUCCCUUUGCUUCGUUCUCGUCGCCUUUGCCAUCCGCGUCUAUAUUCGGGUUCCCCAGAGAUUGUGGAAGUGGGACGACCACGUUUUGGCGGUAGCCACAACUUCGCUCGUCUUCUAUGCUGUGCACCUGGGCCUGGGACAUCGGAAAGUAUUCGAGGGCAAUGCUCCCAACAGUGAUUUGGUUAAGAAGUACUAUUAUGCAGACGACUUCUUCUACCUCAUCGUUCUGCUUUUCUCGAAAAUGUCCGUGUGCUGUCUCUUCCUACGGUUGACGCGCCGCCGGGGGCAUAUGGUUGCGAUCUACACCACCAUCGGGCUCUGCGGUGGUUGGUUCAUUUUGUCGAUCCUUUUGAUCAGCAUUGGCUCCUCGUGGCAGCAGGUCUUUUUCAUACCGUUUGGAAGAUGGCUUGCCGUCGGUAUCACGGACUCCAUCACGGAGCUGGUCUUUGUCCUGUUUGCAACUUACCUAGUCAGCGAUCUGCGGAUGACCAAGGUCCAGAAAGCUACCGUGGUGUUUGCAUUUGCUCUUCGGUUGCUAGCGAUCCCCGCCUGCGGAAUACGUCUUUAUUACCUCAAUCCGUCCACCUUGCCGGAUAACCGCAACCUCUCCCUCUCCCUGACCAUCGUCUGCACCCAGGUCCAGCUUGGCUACGGGAUAAUGGCGGCGUCGGUCACAGUUCUCAGGCCCUUUAUGGCAGUCUACGAAAAGCCGGUGGGCUACUCGGACUAUAGCAAUAAUCCGGGGAAGACCUAUGCGACCAACAACAGCGAGCACCUGUCCUUCAAGAUGCAGCCUGUGUCACGGUCUGGCGAGGCCAUGCCGGACGGACUCGGUCUGCAUGCCGCCCAUCUCGACCCCAACCAACCGACGUUCUCGUCGCGGACACCUCCGGUGCAAAAGGAGAAGAGAGGAGGCGGUGGCGGACACGAGAAGAGUGACAGUAUACACAGCCAUGACAGUCGACGGCUCAUCAUCGAGCGCAAGACGGACUGGUCUGUGCGAUAUGAAGAGGCGGAGAGCCAGAAGAGCAACUUCAGCGAAGGAGCUGCGUCAAUGUCUGACCAUUGA
Messenger RNA from Fonsecaea erecta, 1143 nucleotides. RefSeq lists its product as hypothetical. The transcript has 5 exons. Bases 1 to 1143 code for a protein of 380 amino acids. NCBI's taxonomy places the organism in Eukaryota, Fungi, Ascomycota, Eurotiomycetes, Chaetothyriales, Herpotrichiellaceae. The record is from RefSeq and is a predicted model, not a curated record.